UCUCUUCCCACAAGAAUCAGUAGCUCUUCAUGACAAGAAAGCAAAUUGACCUUGCAUACAUAAAAAAUGAUGUUGCAAGAAAAACCACCUUCAAGAAAAGGAAGAGCGGACUGAUGAAAAAGGUAAGUGAACUCAGUAUUCUAUGUGGAACUGAUGCAUGUGCAGUAAUUUAUGGUCAGCAUCAAGCCAACCCUGAUGUUAGUCCAUGCCCUGAUGGAGCCCUACGAACAAUCACAAGGUUUAAGCAGAUGUCCAAGAUGGAAAGGAGUAGGAACAUCCUGAAUCAAGAAAGUUUUCUUAGGCAAACGAUAUUUAAAGCUGAUGAGAAAUUGAAGAAACAGAUGAGUGACAACCAAGAGAAGGAAAUGAUGAUUCAAGCCAUUUACGGGAGCCUUCCAGCUGACUGGUUGCAAAAAUUGAGUCAUGUGGAUUUGAAUGACUUGUGGUUGUCAGUGGAGAAGAAUAUAGAGGCAAUUGCAGAAAUGAUGACCUCACUGGAAAAACCAUGAUGACCAUGAGGCUUUAAGAAAUUGGAUGUGUAUCUUUGAAUUGGAUUUUAAAAAAAAUUACCCUCUUAUUGAAUUUCCAAUGUGUUUGAUUUGUGUUCUUUUUCUUCUUCAAUG
This is a messenger RNA of Prunus persica (peach), 623 nucleotides long. RefSeq names its product agamous-like MADS-box protein AGL80. Lineage: Eukaryota; Viridiplantae; Streptophyta; Magnoliopsida; Rosales; Rosaceae. Gene Ontology annotation, biological process: positive regulation of transcription by RNA polymerase II. The coding region runs from base 30 to 509 and encodes 159 amino acids. The transcript has a single exon. The record is from RefSeq and is a predicted model, not a curated record. Gene Ontology annotation, molecular function: protein dimerization activity; DNA-binding transcription factor activity, RNA polymerase II-specific; RNA polymerase II cis-regulatory region sequence-specific DNA binding.